GUCCCUCUGUCUUCCUCUCCUGCUAACUAACAGUUAGCCAUGCAUACAUUAAUGUUUCUAAUUCUGCUCUUAUGGAUGUGUGGAUGCAGCGCAGGAGUACAGUCACAGCACAGUCUGCAGAAAUCACAGAGAGAAGCAGCAGUGCUGACCUCCUGUGACUUUAACCAGGACAGUGACCCCUUCUGCAGGUUCAGUCAGGACAACACAGACAGCAAUGACUGGACAAGACACAAAGGUCCAACCCCGACAGAUGGCACUGGUCCCAGUGGAGACUACCCUGAUGGAAAGGGCUACUAUAUUUACCAUGAGGCCGACAAUGUGGCUAAUGGACAGAAAGCUCGUCUGCUGAGCCCAGCCCUCUCAUCAUUGGCCUCUCAGAUCUGUGUCCAGUUUCAAUACUAUAUGUAUGGUUCAGACAAUAACAAUGUCUUGAGGGUACUGGCCAGGAGGCCUGGAGCUGAGGAGGAGGUCUGGAAGAAGACAGGAAUCCAGAGUCCAUCCUGGCUGCAGGGCUCAGUCACUGUGUCAAAACCCAGCAGUCAGAGCGUCACUAUUGCCUUCGAGGCUCAGAAAGGCUUCAGUCCUUUCUGUGACUCAGCUCUGGACAACAUUGUCAUUACUGAAGGAGCAUGUCCCUCUUGUGUUUCUGGCUGUGACUUUGACACUCUUGGUGACCUGUGUGGGUGGAUGACACAAGCUGACAAUCCCAAUGUGUUUGGCUUUGAUCAGUGGAUUGGGCCAACGGACACUGAAGGCACCGGACCUGAUGAUGACUUCUCCAAACCUGGAUUGGGUGCCUACAUGUUGAUGGAUUCUUUUGAGGCUAUCCCUGGAGUCAAAGCUCAGAUCAGAAGUUCUCUAAUAACCCCCUCCUCUGGAUGUUUGGACCUCACCUUCCACUAUUACCUCUAUGGCACCAGCACCACCAUGGAGCUUAGCGUCCACACUAUUACCACAGGUGGAAGCCUUGGACCUGCUCUCUUCACUGUCAGGGGGAACCAGGGUCAAGGAUGGAAACCAGCAGAGGUCCGCUACCUGGGAAAUGCUGCCAUUCAGUUUGUGAUUGUGGGUACCUUUGGAGAAACUCCUCAGACAGAUAUUGCGGUUGAUGCUGUAUGUGUCUUGGCCUGCAAAGCUCUGCCAACAACUCCUCUACCACCAGUAACAACUCCAGGACCAACUACUCCAAAACCAACCACUCCAGGACCAUCUACUCCAAAACCAACAACUCCAGGACCAUCUACUCCAAAACCAACAACUCCAGGACCAACUACUCCAAAACCAACCACUCCAGGACCAUCUACUCCAAAACCAACAACUCCUGGACCUACCACACCUAAACCAACAACUCCUGGACCUACCACACCAAAACCAACCACUCCAGGACCAACUACACAUAAACCUACAACUAAUGGGCCUACCACACCUAAACCGUCAACUCCAGGACCAACUACUCCAAAACCAACAACUCCAGGCCCCUCUACUCCUAAACCAACAACUCCAGGACCAUCUACUCCUAAUCCAACAACUCCUGGACCUACCACACCUAAACCAACAACUCCUGGACCUACCACACCAAAACCAACGACUCCUGGACCAACUACACAUAAACCUACAACUAAUGGGCCUACUACACCUAAACCGUCAACUCCAGGACCAACUACUCCAAAACCAACAACACCAGGACCAACUACUCCAAAACCAACAACUCCAGGACCAACUACUCCAAAACCAACAACCCCAGGCCCCUCUACUCCUAAACCAACAACUCCUGGACCAACUACACCUAAACCAACAACUCCUGGACCUACAACACCACAACCAACAACUCCUAGACCAACUACACCCAAACCAACAACUCCUGGACCCACUACACCAAAGCCAACAACUCCGAGACCAACUACGCCUAAAACAACAACUCCUCAACCAACAACACCUAAACCGACAACUGCUGGACCAACAACACCCAAGCCACCAAAACCAUGUCCUCCUGAUUCAGAGUAUAUAGACUGUGGUCCAGCUUGUUUCCCCACCUGUAUGGAACCCUCCACCAACUGUUCUGGCUCUUGUAUCAGUGGCUGUUUCUGCAAACCAGGGUUUGUCUUCAAGGGACGGCGCUGUGUGCCUCUGGAGAAAUGUGGUUGUUUGGAUGACCAGAAUAACUAUUAUGAGCCUGGCGAGAUUGUUUUUGGUGAUGGCUGCUCAAAGCUGUGUCGCUGUGUAGGGAACUACACUUUGGAAUGUGUUGAUAACUCCUGUGACACAUCUGAAGAGUGUCGCGAUGUCAAUGGUGUGUCAGGCUGCUAUCCUAAAGAUACAUCCACAUGCAUAGCGUCUGGUGAUCCCCACUACACCACCUUUGACAAACGCAAAUACAACUUCAUGGGCAACUGCAGUUAUUUGAUGUCUGCACCCUGCAAUGAAACGACUCUGCCAUACUUUGAGGUCAAUGUCGACAAUGAAAAUCGCUAUAACAGGCCCACCAUCUCCUAUGUAAAGGCUGUACAUGUAUAUGUACAUAUGGUGAAGAUCUCGAUCCUCAAAGGUGGAACUGUGCAGGUGAAUGGGACCAAUGUAAACCUGCCAGUGACUCCAGCCCCUGGUGUCUCUGUGUUCAAGUCAGGACAGCACUACACUGUGUCUAUGAACUUUGGUGUAACUGUUCGCUAUGACGGAAACCACUUCAUGGAUAUCAAAGUGAUCAAAGACUAUCAGAAGAAGCUGUGUGGUCUGUGUGGCGAUUACGAUGGAGAUACCAAAGAUGACUUCCGUAAACCAGAUGGAUCAUUGACCAACAAUGCCAAUGACUUUGGACACAGCUGGAACACGGACCCAGAGUGUAAUAAGAAACCCAACACCACCAUCCCUGGGUGUGAUGAGGAAGAGCAAGAACAGUAUGAGAGCUCUGGAUAUUGCGGCAUCCUGCUGGACAAAAAGGGUCCCUUCGCUGUGUGCCAUCCAAAAGUCAACCCCAAUAAUUACUUCAGGGACUGUAUCUUUGAUCUGUGUGAGCUGGAUGGAGCCAAGCCUAUUCUGUGUGAAGCUAUUGAAGCCUACGUGAAUGAAUGCCAGGACCGUGGGGUCAACAUUGGACCCUGGAGGAAUGAAACCUUCUGCCCUCUGAACUGCCCCCCCAACAGCCACUAUGAGCCCUGUGCAGACCCCUGUCAGGAGACAUGUUCUGGGAAUCCUCCCUCCUGCAGUGGGCCCUGCUCAGAGGCCUGUGUGUGUGAUCCCGGCUACAUCCUGAGUGCCGGCAAGUGCGUCAAGAAGAGUUCUUGUGGCUGCAAACACACUAACGGCCAGUAUUAUAAGCCUGGAGAGGAGUUUUAUGUCGAGGACUGUAAGCUGAAGUGUCGGUGUGAUGCUCCCUUCAUUACCUGCGUAGCCUCGGAGUGCCCCCCAAUGCACAAGUGUGAACUCCAGGAUGGAGAGCUGGGAUGCUAUCCCACCGGCUCUCAGGACUGUGUGGUGUCUGGAGAUCCUCAUUACAACACAUUUGACAAGAAGUUCUACAGCUUCAUGGGAACAUGUACCUACACACUGGCCAGAACCUGCAAGAACAACACAGGUCCUUGGUUCUCAGUGGAAGGAAAGAAUGAGGAGAGAGGAGCACCAGGACUGUCCUACCUGAGAAAACUCUACGUCACUGUGAAUGGAGUCACUGUGACCCUAAUGAAAGCCAGGAAGACACUGGUAAAUGGACUGCGGGUGGCCCUUCCUCACUCCCCCUCUCCUCUCAUGUCUCUCAGUCUUGCCGGCCAGUACAUCACCCUGAAGACAACCUUUGGUCUCCAAGUACGCUGGGAUGGAAACCAUUACGCCCAGAUCUCAGUUCCCAGCUCCUACUACGACCAGAUGUGUGGUCUCUGCGGUGACUACGAUGGAAAUCCAGACAAUGACUUCAUCAAACCAGAUGGCACACUGGUGGGAAAUGUCAAUGACUUCGGGAACAGCUGGCAGACAGAAGAGGAUGAGGAUGACUCGUGUAGCCAAGGCACCAAGCCUGACCCGGAAUGUGACCCCAAACUUCAGGCUGAGGUGGUGAAACCAGACAAAUGUGGUAAAAUCAAAGACCCUGCUGGACCCUUCAGGGAGUGCAUCAGCGUGGUAAAUCCCACUCCAUUCUUCCAGAGCUGUGUGUAUGACAUGUGUCAGUUCAAUGGACAGCAGCAUGUACUGUGUGACCAGCUCCAGGCCUACACUGAUGCCUGCCUGAGCACCGGAGCCAAAGUCCACCAAUGGAGGACUCCAGACUUCUGCCCCCUGGCCUGUCCUCCCAAUAGCUCCUACUCCCUGUGUGUGAGUUCGUGUCCAGAGACGUGUCUGGGUGUGGUUGGACAGCCCGGCUGUGAGGAUGUGUGUGUGGAGGGAUGCGAUUGUAAUCCAGGCUUCAUCCUCAGCAACGACAAGUGCGUGGCACUGAAAGACUGUGGCUGUGUGGACCCCAGUGGUUCCUACCACCCUGUGAGUGAUGACUGGUACUUGAAGGGUUGUGAGCAGAAGUGUAUGUGUAACAGUGGAGGUUUGAUACAGUGUCACAACACCAGUUGUAAACCAACUACUGAGAGCUGCCAGCUACAUGAUGGAGAAUAUGAAUGUCGUCCCCUGGGAAAUGGUAUCUGCUCAGUAUCUGGUGAUCCCCACUAUACCACCUUUGACAAACACACCCACCAUUAUAUGGGAGCCUGCUCCUACACCCUGACCAAACCUUGCAAUGACUCCUCUGACAUGCCAUACUUCACCGUGGACACCCAGAAUGAACACAGAGGAAGCAAUAAGAAGGUUUCCUAUGUCAGGGCUGUGGUGAUCAAUGUGAGCGGAGUGACUGUCAUCCUCGGCAAGGGUCGCACAGUGCAGGUCAAUGGGACAGUGGUUGUCCCACCUGUCACCUCCAUCAGUGGAGUGAAGAUCUACUUGAGUGGAAAGUUUGUUGUCCUAGAAACAUCCUUCGGGCUAAGGGUGCGUUUCAGUGGCGACCACCAUGCUGACGUUACUCUGCCAACCACCUACAAUGGCCUGCUCUGUGGCAUGUGUGGAAAUUUUGAUGGAAACUCCAAAGAUGACAACUUGAAACCAGACAAUACACCAGCUGCUAACACCAAUGAACUGGGAGACAGUUGGCAGGUUCCUGACCCGCGGCCUGACUGUACCAAUGGUGGAGGACAGGAAGACUGUGAUAAAGAGGUGGAGGAGGAGGCCAAGAAGCCUACCAGCUGUGGCAUGAUCACUGAUCCCAAUGGUAUCUUUAAACCCUGCCACUCUGUUGUGCCCCCCGAGCCAUACUUUGGAAACUGUGUGUACGAUAUGUGUGCCACUGGAGGUCAAACCGUGGCUUUGUGCCAGGCCAUAGAGAGCUAUGCUGACAUGUGUGCUGUUGCAGGAGUCCCCAUCGCAUGGAGAAACAAUACCUUCUGUCCUCUGAAGUGCCCCCCAGGCAGUCAUUACAACCCAUGCGGCCCCGCUUGCCUGCAGCCUACAUGUCAGGACCCUGCGGGCUCCGGUGGCUCCUGCAACCAGCCCUGUGUGGAGGGAUGUGUUUGUAACCCCGGGCUUGUCCUUAGUGGAGACAAAUGUGUCCCACUCACCGAUUGUGGAUGUACUGAUGAAGACGGAAAGUACCGGCCAGUGGGAGACUCUUGGUUCACUGAGAUGGACUGCUCGGAGCGCUGCAAGUGUAACACCAACCACAACAUCACCUGCGAGCCUUGGCAGUGCAGCCCUGCACAGGAGUGUAAAGUUGUAGAAGGAGUACUGGACUGCCACUCUACAGGUACAGGAGUGUGUCACGUGGCUGGAGAUCCCCACUACUACACCUUCGAUGGUGUGAUGCACACAUUCAUGGGUACCUGCACUUACACCUUGGUAGAGGUGUGUAACACUACCAAGGUAACUCCAUUCAAGAUAGUGGCUAAAAACGAGGAACGUGGUCAACCAGAGGCCUCUUAUGUUCGCUCCGUUAAAGUCUAUUUGCCUCAUGACACUGUGGUUGAACUGCAAAAGAGCCGCAGAGUUCUGCUGAACGGACGGCGGAUGCGAACCCCAGUUUCCAUUGACUUAGUCGGAGCCAAGGUGAUAUCCAGUGGAUCUUACAGUCUGCUGGAUACGAACUUUGGUCUGCAGGUGAAGUUUGACGGAGUCCAUCACCUUGAGAUCACUGUUCCUGGAGAGUACUUCAACAAGCUGUGUGGCAUGUGUGGGAACUACAACCACAACUCCUCUGAUGACAAUCUGAUGCCCAACAAGAAACCAGCCAAGGAUGUGAUUGAAUUAGGCAACAGCUGGAAAUCAGAUGGAGACAGUGAUCCUGGUUGUCAGCCAGACACUCGUCCAGACAUCCACCCAAACUGCACCUCAGAAGAGGAGAAGCUGUAUGAGACUCAGUGUGCCGCGGUCAUCCUCUCUGACCUCUUCAAGCCCUGCCACUCUUUGUUGCCCCCUGAGGCUUUCCUAGGUAACUGCAUCUACGACAUGUGCGAGUAUGACGGCAUGCAGGCUACGCUUUGUGACAAUGUGGAGGCAUAUGCUCAGGCCUGUCAGAGUGCCGGAGUAACCAUCAGCUGGAGGAACAACACUUUCUGCCCCCUGCCCUGCCCUCCUAACAGCCACUACUCAGACUGCACCGCCCCCUGCCCCCCAACCUGCUCUGACCUCUUCCCCAUCUUCUGCCACCUACCUCCAACCACCUGUGUGGAAGGCUGCCAGUGUGACGCCGGCUACGUCCUCAGUGACAACAAGUGUGUUCCCCUGGACAAAUGUGGCUGUCUGGACUCAGAUGGAGAGUACCAUGAUGUGGGAGACUCUUGGCUGACAGAUAAAUGUGCUGACUCAUGUACCUGUAAUCUUGGAGGCAAAAUCACGUGUAAGGACCACAGCUGUAAUUCCAACUCAGUGUGUGCCCUGGACAAGUACGGAGACCUCUACUGCAAACCCACCCAGUUCAACAAGUGCAGCGUCUCUGGGGAUCCUCACUACCGAACAUUCGAUGGUUUCACCCAUCACUUCCAGGGUCCCUACACCUACGUCUUGACUCAGGGCCACAACCUGCAGAACUCUAUGAUUCCCCUGGUGGUGAGGGGGAAGAAUAUCAGACGUGGGGGGAACAGGAAAGUGUCGUUCCUGGAUCAGAUGUACAUUGACGUUUACGGUGUCAAUGUUCGUUUCCUGCAGAAGAAGACCAUCCUGGUGAACGGAGAGCGUGUUGCACCUCCUCUUAGCCCAGUUGGUGGUUUAACUAUCACAAUGAAUUCCAGGCAGGUCCAGCUCACCACUGACUUUGGACUUACUGUACGCUUUGAUGGCAACAGUCGUGGAGAGGUCAUACUGCCCAGCACCUACAAGAACUCUGUCAGAGGCCUGUGUGGUAACUACGACGGCAUCACCAGAAAUGAGUACAUGAAGCCAGACGGGACGGUGGUCAGGGACCUGAACACGUUUGGAGAAAGCUGGAGAGUCAGUGACCGACAGGGUGAUACACUGCAAAUAAUCAACCUUCCUCACACAGUCCACCUCCACAGGCGAGAGGUGGAGACUGAUCCGGACUCAGGAUUUGAGACAUCAGACUGCUCUCAGUCUCAGCUGAAUGACUACAACAGUGUGGCUCAGUGCGGAGCGUUGUCCGACUCCAAGGGACUGUUUGCUGCCUGCCAUGCGACCCUGCCACCUAAAACCUACCAGGAUGACUGUGUGUUUGACCUGUGUGCUGAACGGGGCAGUGCAAUUCUGCGUUGUGCUAGUUAUGAAGCAUAUGCUGCAGCAUGUCAGGAGGCUGGAGUCAAACUGGGAACCUGGAGGCAGCAGCUGGACUGUGUCCUCAACUGUGACGCCAACAGCACCUAUUCCUCUUGUAUGUCAUCUUGCCCCGCUUCUUGCGCCGACCUAGCAGCACCUUCCGGGUGUGACACCACUUCCUGUAUGGAAGGGUGCCAGUGCAACACAGGGUUCGUCAUGAGUGAGGGAAUCUGUGUGCCAUACCCUCAGUGUGGCUGCACCUACCUCAACAGAUACUACCCUCUGAAGGAGAAAUUUGUGACUGAGGACUGUUCUCAGUCCUGUGAAUGCACCAACACCGGCGUUGUGUGCCAACCUAAGACCUGCCAGGACAGUUACAUCUGCACCAUCUACGACUUUAAACGCGACUGCUACAAAGCAAGCCCCUGCCUCAGUUACCCCUGUCUGAAUGGAGGAAAAUGUAAGGAGGCCAGUAACAACAGUUACACCUGUCAGUGUGCAGAGGGCUUUGAGGGCACAAACUGUGAGGUGGAGAUAACACAGAGCGGAGGACUGGAAACCAGGUGGGUUAUCCUGAUUGCGGUCCUGGUCCCAGUGGCUGUCAUCAUCAUUGUGACCACCAUUGUGUGUGUUAGCAAACGCAAAACCAAGUCACAUGUUUAUGUAAUUCAGAAGCAGCAGUCAUCUCACAGUGGGAAAAAGAAGAUAACGGAGAAAAAACUCAGCAUGAAAUCAACAAGUGUACCAUAUAAAAACAUGGAUGAGGGAAGAAAUGAUAAAGUGACUACUAUGUGAUGACAGUUUUAUCUGAAUCAAACAAACACCUGAUAUGAGGCGAAGUUCAUUCAACAUGCCUGAGAAAAAUAAAACACUGUAAGAAAUGAA
This is a messenger RNA of Dicentrarchus labrax (European seabass), 8616 nucleotides long. It is a transcript of the gene zanl, whose product is annotated as zonadhesin, like. The coding region runs from base 40 to 8526 and encodes 2828 amino acids. Gene Ontology annotation, molecular function: calcium ion binding; protein binding. NCBI's taxonomy places the organism in Eukaryota, Metazoa, Chordata, Actinopteri, Moronidae. The transcript is spliced from 53 exons. The record is from RefSeq and is a predicted model, not a curated record. Gene Ontology annotation, cellular component: membrane.